Molecule: messenger RNA, 1897 nt
Organism: Betta splendens (Siamese fighting fish)
Lineage: Eukaryota; Metazoa; Chordata; Actinopteri; Anabantiformes; Osphronemidae
Product: C-1-tetrahydrofolate synthase, cytoplasmic-like
Exons: 13
Coding region: 742-1704 (320 amino acids)
Biological process (GO): tetrahydrofolate interconversion
Cellular component (GO): cytosol
Molecular function (GO): methylenetetrahydrofolate dehydrogenase (NADP+) activity; methenyltetrahydrofolate cyclohydrolase activity
Source: RefSeq, a predicted model, not a curated record
GAAGGUGCUUUGUUCAUUUCGGGCUGGUACAGUCAGACACACGACAGCUGUGGAGCAGUUAAAGAAGCAGUGUUUUCCUAGUGACUGUGGGAGCUAAAAUUUGUUUAGCGCCAUGGGUAGAGUCAGGUGUCAAAGGUCACAUAAAGGUCAGAGAGAACUUCUGGUUUCCUCGAGAAGGACGUCUGUAGCCAUGCUGCAUUUAAGGUUGCGUUAAGGGGAUAGACAGAGGGAAAAGCACAGCAACAAAAACAAACAACAAUAGAGCACAGGCAGGUUGGUUGGACCAGAUACUGGGCACAGGCAGGAUGGUUGAAUCAGGGACUGGACACAGGCAGGAUGGUUGGACCAGAGGCUGGACACAGGAUGGUUGGACCAUUAAGUGACCUAAAGUGACCUAAAACAAAAAAAGGUCAGUUACAUUAUAUCCAAAUUAAAGUGUGUAGGCGCGAGCCUUGCUGCGCUCUUAUCGUGUGUUCUUUUCUGUAUUUUUUCUUACUUUUUACUUACUUACUUUACUUUUUGCGUGUAAUUUUCUUUACUAGUCUUGGUAUUUAAGGUGCACCCUCUCUGAUCAUGUUAUUUGAGAAUUUUUUUGUUCGUUUUUUCGCUUGGAUUUGUACUUUCCCUCAUUCGUAAAGCUGGUGCGCAGGAGUGGACCCGACACCAAGUGAACUUUGCCAUCAGCCUCCACAACUCCUCCUCCCUCUGUAAGGGCUGAUCUUCAUCUGUGCAAUAACAGUCAUGCUGUCUUCAGGUGCCCGGUGGCUCAGCAUGGCCCCUGGUCUUCAAGGGAGCAGACACACCAUGGCAACUGUCAUCUCUGGCAAAAAGGCAUCAAGGCUGGUGAGUGAGAGGCUGAAGGAGGAGGUGGGGAAGAUGAGGAGUCAGUUUUCAGGAUUCCGGCCCAGACUGGUGGUCCUACAGGUGGGAGACAGAGAUGACUCCAACCUUUACAUCAGCACCAAACUGAAAGCUGCAGCUGAGAUCGGAAUCGAGGCAACACAUGUGAGGCUGCCGAGCACAGCGACGCAGGACGAGGUCCUGCAGAGCAUCGUGUCCGUCAACCAGAACCCGUCUGUCCAUGGCCUGAUCGUCCAGCUCCCUCUGGACUCUGUUAGGCCCGUCAGCACCGAGCUCAUCACCGACAGCGUCUGUCCAGAGAAGGAUGUGGACGGCCUGAGUUGUGUUAACGCUGGGAAGUUGUCUCGAGGUAAUUUGUCCGACUGUUUCAUCCCCUGCACACCCAACGGCUGCAUGGAGCUCAUCAGACAGACAGGUGUGUCUGUGUUGGGGAAACACGCUGUGGUGAUUGGUCGCAGUAGAAUCGUGGGCGCUCCCAUGCGCGACCUGUUGCUGUGGAGCCACGCGACCGUGACCAGCUGCCACUCACGGACGGCAGACCUGCCUGCACAGGUGGGCCGGGCUGACAUCCUGGUGGUGGGAGCCGGUAGAGCGGAGAUGGUGAGAGGAGAGUGGCUGAAGGACGGGGCUGUGGUGAUCGACUGUGGGAUCAACCACGUGCCAGACCGGACAACAGCGAGCGGUAAACGGGUUGUUGGUGACGUCCACUACGCCUCAGCCAAUCAGCGAGCAGGAUUCAUCACACCUGUUCCAGGUGGGGUGGGGCCGAUGACGGUGGCCAUGCUCAUGCAGAACACGGUGCACAGUGCUCGGCGUUUCCUCCUCAGCAGCUCACAGAAGUGAGGUCUUCAGUCCCUGAAAAAGCUACAGGAACUGUGCAGUGUGACACCUUCACCUCCAUGGGCCGCUGGUACCUGACGACCCGACGGAGCCGGACUGGUUCUGUUGUUUGCUUACUCCCCAAUCUGUGUCUGUGCUGCUGCAACGUUAAGAAAAUAAAGGUUUCUUUGGCAUCAAAUCAUUCAACUUUGCUUUU